CCAUAAUGCCCCGCGCCAGGCCGCGGUUGCCAGGCAACGCGCGGGGUCCCCGCUGCAGGUCGCGUGGGGUUCCGCGGGGCUAUGGGUUCCCCCGGCCUUCGGCCGCUCCUUCUUGUGCUCCUGGAUUGCUGCGCCUCCGUGAGCGCCCAGGCCGCUGCCACCCCGCCUGUGACGACGGAGGGCUUCAACUCUACGGAGGCAGCCUGGAUGACUCUCCGACCCGCCUUGUCUCCUAGGCCCCCCGGAACCCCCAAGGCCCCCGGGCCCUUCUCUGGCCCCAGGCCCACUCCGGUCACGGACGUUGCUGCUCUGUGUGUCUGUGACUUGUCUCCAGCACAGUGUGACGUCAACUGCUGUUGUGAUCCUGAUUGCAGCCCCGUGGAUUUCAGUGUCUUUUCUGCCUGUUCAGUUCCAAGUGUCACGGGUGAUAGUCAGUUUUGUAGUCAAAAAGCAGCCAUCUAUUCAUUGAAUUUUACAGCAAACCCACCUCAAAGGAUAUUUAAACUUGUUGACCAGAUUAAUCCAUCUAUUUUCUGCAUUCAUAUUACAAACUAUAAACCUGCGUUAUCAUUUAUUAACCCAGAAGUGCCUGAUGAAAAUAAUUUUGAUAAAUUGAUGGAAACAUCUGAUGGUUUUUCCUUGAAUUCAGAAUCAGAGAUUUCUUUCACAAUCCAGUCAGAUGCUCCAGAUACUGCAAAAUAUGAGUAUGGGGUUCGUCUGCAGACUUCAGAUUCAUUCUUGAGAUUUCCCUCUCCCCUUACGUCAUCUCUCUGCACUGAUGAUAACCCUGCAGCAUUUCUGGUGAACCAAGCUGUUAAGUGCACCAGAAGGAUAAAUUUGGCACAGUGUGAAGAAAUUGAAGCCCUGGGCAUGGCUUAUUACAGCAGCCCUAAAAUUUUGAGGGUGCCUGGUUUAAGAACAAAGGCAGAGAUCCCUAUCACUGUUCAGUCCAUCCUCAUGGAGUCUCUGAAUAAAACGCUAGCCCGACUGGAGGACACAGAUGUACUGAACCAGGCUCUUGUUGAGGCUGGGGACGUUAAAAUCUGCACUAACGUUGUUCUUGAGGUCAAGUACAGCCUCACAUAUACAGAUGCAGGGGAAAUAACCAAAGCUGAUCUCUCUCUCCUUCUGGGGACAGUGAGCAGUGCAAUGCUUCCACUUGAGCAAAAGUUUGAAAUUCGUUUCAUUCAGCAAAAUACAAAGCCGGUUCCUCUCAGUGGAAACCCUGGUUAUGUUGUAGGGCUCCCAUUAGCUGCUGGAUUUCAGCCUCAGAAGGGAUCUGGGAUUAUUCAGACCAUGAACAGAUAUGGACAACUUACUAUUCUUCGAAGCACAGCGGAGAAAGACUGCUUAGCACUCGAGGGGAUCCGGACCCCAGUGUUAUUUGGUUAUGAUAUGCAAUCUGGCUGUAAGCUAAGACUGACCAAAGCCAUCACGUGUCAGCUCGCAGUGCAGAAAGUGAAGAGCCUCCUGAAGGGCCAUGGCUUCCCGGAUUAUGUGGCCCCUUUUGGAAAUUCCCGGGCCCAGGAUGUGCUGGACUGGGUACCCAUCCACUUCAUCACCCAGGCGCCCCACAUGAAGGAUUCCUGCCAGCUCCCAGUGGCUUUGGUUAUAGAAGUGAAGUGGACAAAGUACGGAUCCUUACUGAACCCACAGGCUAAAAUAGUGAAUGUCACUGCAAAUCUAAUUGCAUCCUCAUUUCCUGAGACCAACUCAGGAAAUGAAAGAACGGUUCUUAUUUCCACUGCGGUUACUUUUGUGGAUGUGUCUGCACCUGCAGAGGCGGGCUUCAGGGCUCGGCCAACCAUCAAUGCCAAGCUGCCGUUUAAUUUCUUCUUCCCCUUUGUUUGACGUAAGUUUUUAAUCAAGGCAAUGCCACCACACCUCUAGAAUCAAGUGCUGUGGGGCGUGGGCUCCCUUGGAGACCUCCUGUGGUGUUACACCUCUGACCUGUGGGGUUGCCCUCAAACCACACAUCUCCUCUCUCCGCUCUCCGCUCACUUCCCUCCUUCUUCCUUUUGGAAAUUCUACUUAGUGUGACCUUAGAAUGGGGCACCGUCUGGUCUUGGUGAUUUCCAGUACUGUCGGCACAUAGGUCACGUGUGGAAAGCAAACUGCAGCUUUGGGAAGAUGGUACAGGGGACAGACCCUGAAGUAGCUCAGGCAUCGAGGCUUCAUCCAGUGUAUUCCUCCUCUGCUUCAACAUGACUUGUUUUAAAAAUACUUACUGUUUGUAGUCCAGGCUUUCUUUCCUUUACUGGUCCCGUGGAAACGAAUACAAAAAGAGCAAAAUUGUACAAAAUCAUGCAAGUAGAGCACAGGGCCUCAUGAGGGGAUCUUUCCCCGGUGUCACCUUCGUUACGUGGAGUCUUGGGUCUCAUUGCUAUUUCGGUGGCAGGCACUGGAGCUCUCCAACGGGUGGGUUGUACGGGAUACCACAGAGCAGUUUCUAGCAGUUGAUGCUGGAAAGAAUAGAGUAGGAGGUCCCGAGGGAAGGAGCUGCUUUUAUACAUUAAUUGCACAGUAAUUGAGAAAAAAGUUGUCAGGUGGCGGAACUGGGUAGAGCCAGUUAGAAGCUAGACUCGGCAGAGGAGGGGCUGGGUACCCGAGGACGACCUCCCUGGAGGAAUAUGCACCAAGAGGAGCUGUUGAGAACAGCUUGGGAAGAGAAGACUUUCUAGAAUGGGCUGGUAGCUAAGGUAGCUUUCUUUUUUCCUUUGUCUUUCAGAAUGCCCAUAUGAAAGAAUGCACUGGUUCCUCAAUAUACACGCGAAAUGUGAAAAGUACACUGAUGAGAUAAAAUUUUACAUACAACUA
This is a messenger RNA of Neofelis nebulosa (Clouded leopard), 2817 nucleotides long. RefSeq names its product tectonic family member 1 (gene TCTN1). The record is from RefSeq and is a predicted model, not a curated record. Bases 82 to 1851 code for a protein of 589 amino acids. The transcript is spliced from 14 exons. NCBI's taxonomy places the organism in Eukaryota, Metazoa, Chordata, Mammalia, Carnivora, Felidae. Gene Ontology annotation, biological process: protein localization to ciliary transition zone; cilium assembly. Gene Ontology annotation, cellular component: MKS complex.